AUGGCUGCGGGGGGUGAAGGAUGGGGUGGCGAACAUGCAGAAGACGACGAUGAUGAAGAGGAUAUAGUCUACGAUGACGAUGAGGAUGAGUUCGGGCUUCCCAGCCUUUCUAGCAUGCGAAAGAAACAAAACAAAAGUAUAGCAGCCCUUCAACCCAAGGCUGUCGACCCAGGCGGAGUUGGGGGCAACCCUUCAAACCUUGGUUUUGGUCUAGGGAGCGGUAGACAUCGUGCAAACAGCUCAGAUAUUGCUGAGGAGCGCGGACCGACAAUGUACCCAGCAGCCCGCAAAGGUGAAGGCAAAAUACUGCGGCCUCAGUAUAAGGAUAUACUUAGAGAUCCUGCAAAUGCCUUGAACCUUAUCAAUCAUGCUCCACCACCUACAAACGCUUCGCCAAAAGAGAUGGAGAUGUACUCAAGCCGCAUAUCCAGAAUCAACAAGUUCAAACGACUUCUACAAACGAGCACGGUUCCACUCUCAGAAUUGAGGAAUUUGGCGUGGUCAGGAGCUCCGGACGAAGUGCGAGCGAUGACUUGGCAACUGCUUCUUGGAUAUCUCCCCACAAACAGCGAACGACGCAUCUCAACUUUGGAAAGGAAGCGCAAAGAAUAUCUCGAUGGCGUCCGACAGGCAUUUGAACGCAGUGCCACGGCUAAUGCGGCAAAGCCCCCUGCUUCAACAACUGGGCGUGGGAGAGGCUUGGAUGAGGCAAUAUGGCAUCAGAUCAGUAUAGAUGUUCCGCGAACAAGUCCUCACAUUCCACUUUACGGCUAUGAGGCCACUCAACGUUCGCUAGAAAGGAUACUUUAUGUGUGGGCCAUUCGACACCCUGCGAGUGGAUACGUGCAAGGAAUCAAUGAUCUUGCUACGCCUUUCUGGCAGGUUUUUCUUGGAGUUUACAUCACGGAUCUAAAUGUUGAAGAAGGCAUGGAUCCAGGCCAACUGCCCAGAAGCGUGCUGGACGCUGUGGAAGCGGACACCUUCUGGUGUCUUACGAAGCUCCUUGAUGGUAUCCAAGAUAACUACAUAUAUGCUCAACCGGGUAUCCACCGACAAGUUAGAGCGUUGCGAGAUUUAACAAUGCGCAUUGAUUCUACUCUUGCAAAACACCUAGAAAACGAGGGGGUUGAAUUCAUGCAGUUCAGCUUCAGAUGGAUGAACUGCUUGCUCAUGCGGGAAAUGAGCGUGCAGAACACCAUUAGGAUGUGGGACACGUAUAUGGCGGAGGAGCAGGGCUUCUCGAGAUUUCAUCUGUAUGUGUGCGCGGCAUUCCUUGUGAAAUGGUCAGACCAGCUGGUGAAGAUGGAUUUCCAGGUAUGUUCCUUGCGCGCGAUUUGUGGUGUCAAAGAAGUGCUAAUCAAAUCGCAGGAGGUUAUGAUGUUCCUCCAGGCUCUCCCAACCAGAGACUGGACCGAAAAGGAUAUUGAGCUCUUGUUGAGUGAAGCAUUCAUCUGGCAAAGUCUAUUCCAAGGCUCCCGCGCUCAUCUUCGACCAACUGGCGAACAAUUCCCCGAGGAUGGCCUGUAA
Messenger RNA from Aspergillus wentii DTO 134E9, 1527 nucleotides. RefSeq names its product GTPase-activating protein GYP1. Bases 1 to 1527 code for a protein of 508 amino acids. Gene Ontology annotation, cellular component: Golgi apparatus. The record is from RefSeq and is a predicted model, not a curated record. NCBI's taxonomy places the organism in Eukaryota, Fungi, Ascomycota, Eurotiomycetes, Eurotiales, Aspergillaceae. Gene Ontology annotation, biological process: activation of GTPase activity. The transcript is spliced from 3 exons. Gene Ontology annotation, molecular function: GTPase activator activity.